Molecule: messenger RNA, 6755 nt
Organism: Wyeomyia smithii (pitcher-plant mosquito)
Lineage: Eukaryota; Metazoa; Arthropoda; Insecta; Diptera; Culicidae
Gene: disco-r
Product: zinc finger protein basonuclin-2
Exons: 2
Coding region: 1240-4764 (1174 amino acids)
Biological process (GO): regulation of DNA-templated transcription
Cellular component (GO): nucleus
Source: RefSeq, a predicted model, not a curated record
CGUCUUGCCAGUGAGACAUACACGGUCCUUCUCUCCAGACACCACACCAACGGUUCGGUGGUUUGAAAAAGCAGAAAACGGUCGGUUCCCUAUCUCGCAGCCAACACCAGAAGGAACGGACAAGAAGCAAAAAAAAUCAUCAAACGCCUCACAGCAGCACACUUCUUCACGGUCGCUUAUUCGCUCUCCGCGAACUCCGCCGUUUUCGCUCAUCACUAGCUGAUCCGCGUGAGGUGCAGCAGGGGCUGGUAGUGUGCUCCGGUCCGAUAUUAGUUUUAUUGUGUAUUUCGUUACUGUUGAUUGUACACACGCGUACCGCAGCAGCAGCAGCAGCAGUGACCGCGGCGGCAAAAGCAGUAGGCGAAGUAGCCUUAGUGUACACACGGAGAGCGCCGCGAACGGAGUUUUCGAACUCGCGACGAACGACGAUCGUACAAACGCAAAAAAAAAAUAACCGUACGAAGCUGAAAAAAUAUCGAUCGCAGGAGGCACUUAAGUUCAGAAAAACACAAAAAAAAACAAACAUCCAUCGCCAGUGUCGCCAAUCGUUUCCGGCCGAUAGCGAAUGCAAUCCCGUUGAUAACUGAAGAGCUUUUGUGUCACAUGGCAGAAAAUCCAGUGCACAACCGUAAUCAGUAAUAGUGUGUGGAGGCGUACAGAAUCUGUGAACAAGUGAAUCCCGUGAAGCCACCGAACGGGAACAGUGAAUGUAGUAACAGAAGAAGAGUAGAAGCCGUUUUUUCGAAUAUUAGCAAAAAUAAAAUUAAGAUUGUGGAUAACCCUCUGCCUCACAAGUGUUGACGUCCCGGCUGGAGCUACCUACAGCAUUGCUUUGGGGUCGAGCAAAAAUAAAAGGCAAGUGCUCCAAAAUCGCCUUCCAAAACAUGCAGCCAGGGAAAUGCAGAGCAGGGAUUGAGUGAAAACUAUUUUGUGAUUAUUUUUUCUGUUCAGUGGGUGCUGGUGUGUGUUUUCUUCGCAUCAAAAAAAAACGGUGCAAGGACGAGUUUGUAGUCACCCGUAGUCACACCGGAGGGAUCGAGCUAUUUGGCAGAGAACACCGAUUGAUGCACCCUCCGCAAUGACACCCACCGUCAAGCAGCUGUUACGCGGUUAAUCCGCAUCAACGUUCGGCAGAAAAGCAGCUAGCGACGACAGGGCAACGAUUUUCCCCUUACAGGACACAUUUUCCGAUCGGCAAUCAUAGAGCAGCGCGAGGUCAUCCGCCAAACAUCGACCCAAAUGGUUAUGUCGCCAAGCAGACGACUAUCAUCGCCAGGAAUUGCCACGCAUCCAAUGAAUAUGCAUUUGAGCUCACUGCAACACUCCCAGCUGCAACUGUCCUCUCAAAUGCAUCAGAAGUUGGCCGCCGGACUGACGCCGAAUCAUAUGAGUGGAUUCUUCAAAAGUCCAUCGACCUCUCCGAGCAGCGCCAAUGCUAAUAUGAGCAAUAUUAACAACAACAAUAACAACAACCACAGUAGUAACAAAAGUCAGAACAACAACAACAACAGUAGCAGUAGCAGUAACAAUCACAGCACAUCGAGCAACAUGCCGUCGGCAACUGAACUGUCGACACAUCCGUUAAAUCGGCUCCAAUCGAUGCAACCGUUCGACUUCCGCAAACUGAGCGCAGCAGCCGCAGGACUAAGUGCAUUCACGGCAGGACUACCGCCACCAAGGUUGAGUCCUGAAGCCGCGGCCGCACAGCACCACUUCAAUCAGCAGCACGCUGCUGCCGCGGCGGCAUAUUCCCAGGCAACGGCGAAGCGCCGUGAUUCGCAGGUUUCCGAUUCAUCACCAAGCUCGCGCGAUCACGCAGCAGCGGCCGCCAAUUUCAUGAACCUGUCUAUGGCCGGACAUGGUUUACCAUUUCCGAUUCCUCCACCUCCGCCACCGACGUCGGUGACCAUGUCACUGGCUAACUCGCUGAACCAUUCGGCAGCCGCAAUGGCUGCCGCCGUUUCCGGAAAUCCUCUGGCGGCAAGUUUCGUGGCGCAAUCGUUCCCCAAUCUACUAGCGGCUUCUGCUGCCCGCGAGCAGGCUCGCAGCAAGUCACCGCUUUCCUCGCACCACAAGAUGCAGCUAAAGAUGGAAAAACCAUCCGACAAAUCCGACAUGGAAAAGAAUCACCACGGCAGUGGUGAGAACGUGUUAAACCUCAGCCGAGACUUGGCCGCUGCAGCCGCUGCCAAUCAGCAUUUGGCCCGGCAAGGAUUGCCAGGUCAUGUUAGCCGCAUUGCUGCCGGUCUACCGCCCGGAGUUCAUCUCAAAAAACCACAAUCUCCCAACAAACGUCAGUGGGGAGCUUUGCCACCCAACCUGGGAACCCAAUUCGUGAACCCUGCCACAGGCAAGAAACGAGUCCAGUGCAACGUCUGCUUCAAAACUUUUUGUGAUAAGGGAGCUCUGAAAAUCCACUUCUCCGCGGUGCAUCUACGAGAAAUGCACAAAUGUACAGUCGAGGGUUGCAGCAUGAUGUUCAGUUCCAGACGUUCCCGCAAUCGGCACAGCGCCAACCCAAACCCAAAACUGCACUCGCCCCACCUUCGCAGGAAAAUCUCCCCACACGAUGGACGCAGCGCCCAGCCACAUCCAAUCCUGUUGCCGUCCGCCGGUAUGCCUCUACCGAACGGACUCAACCCGCUGCAUCCAUUUGCACCGUUCCCGUUCCCGGGUGACAUGCGUCACCCCUCUCUUACCGCCCUCGAAUUUAAGGCCAACAUGGAAGCUAGUAUGCACCGUCGCCUGCAAGAGCAGGAGAAACAGCGGGAAAAUCAACGUCAAUCGCUCAGUCCGGAGAACUAUCGCUAUCGAAGUCCUCUCGGUGACACUCCUGACAAGUAUCUUUCCCCCGGACAACAUUUAGGUGGUGGAAGCUCGGUCGGAAGUCAUUUGGAUGAUGACGACGACGAUGACGAUGAUCCCAAUGGAAUCGUUAUCGAUGGCAACGAUGACGAUGAUGACAUGCACGGCUUCGAUAUGUCACUUAGUUCGGAAUCCGAAGACGUAAAAUCCUAUCGCCACUCGGGGACUCCAGAGCCGGAGUAUGACGACGAACAGGAGAACCACAGGAGGAACGAAACAAUGGGCAAUGAAAACGAGCCGCAGGACUUCAGUAUAGCGAAGUUGAAGACAGAAAAGCUGUCCACUUCCUCCGACGGAGAUGAAAUUGCAAGCAACGUUGACAGCAACGAGGAUUCGUCGGUGCAUGACUCUCAGGCCACACGGGACGAGAUGAAUGCCUUCCUCUCCAUCAACAAACGCAAACGAAAGAGUAUGAAUCCGAUCAAGUGUGCGAUUCCGCAGGAACACUUAUCCGCCGAGGGCGGUCACAUGUCCGAUGAGAACGAAGAGAAGGAUGGUGAAGAAGAACAACCAGAGCCUUUGAUUAAAAAAAUCAAAUUAGAAUCCCAGCAGCAGAACGAAGCACUAGCACUGGUAAAUGACAAACGUGAAGAAUCGAUUUCACCCAAACCGAACGGUGAGAGCAACCACGUAGAAGAAGAAGAAGAAACACCUGUGAAGAUUAAGUCUGAACCUAGUGAACAUCAAUACGAGGCUGAAAACUUGUCACUCGAUCUGUCGAAGAAACGCUCCACGCCGGAUGUUAACGCCAACGAGAAGUUUACCAAAUAUUCGAUCGACGUAAAGCCGGCGUCCGAGCUGCUGCAGAAUCCGGUGCCACUCGUAAAUCCGAAAAAGGAACACGAAACGGAACCGGAAGACCUAAGGAGACCAAGCUCAACCGACAGUAAAAAGAGCGCCGAAAGUUUGGACUCAGCAAACACCCUCAGACGGCUGGAGAAUCUCUCUCACGGACCGCUGAAUGAGAUGAUGAUGCAACGUGGUGGCUUGCCACAGUUUCCUCCGCUAAGCUACCUCAUGAAUGCCGCUCCACCAAGUCCCGCCCGAUCACGGAGUUCUUCGCCAGGAAGAACAGAAGAUAACAGUCAUCAGCAGGACGUUGAUUCGGAUGACAACGUAGACUACUGCGAGGAAGGCAACUGCUUCAGUGAUCCCAAUGUACCUCUUGACAAAGAUAACCCAAAGAAAUGUUCCGCCUGCGGACGGAUGUUCCAGAAUCACUUUGCCGUUAAGACUCACUAUCAGAAUGUGCACCUCAAGUUGCUGCACAAGUGCAAUAUCGAUGGCUGUAACGCGGCCUUCCCUUCGAAACGCAGCCGUGACCGACAUGCUUCAAAUCUGAAUCUACACCGGAAGUUGCUUUCCACUAGCUCCGACAGUAACGACACGGUACUCACCAUGGACAAGCAGUUUUCCGGUUUCCCAGGACCUCUGCAAACUGAGUUCCUCGCUAGGCUGUAUGCAGAUUCGCAAAAGUUCCCCAUGAACUUGGAAGCAUUUAAAAACCACUUCCCGAAUGCCGGUGCCUAUGCAGAUCACUUCUUGAAUGGUGCCGGCCAACGAUUUCCGCCAGCCGCAGCAAAUCCAUUUUUGUUUCCUCCCCUCGGAGGACUGGCCAGCUUUCCCGGAUUAUCCCAAUUCUCCCAUCUGCUGCCGCAUCCGCUGAAUGGAUUAUCGUCCCAGCUAGCGGGUGGCCGUAUGUCCCGCUCGGAUUCACCCAUCUCGGCGUGCUCACCACCAUCGAAUAUCAACAUUCCAUCCCCCAUGUCACAACAUCAGGAUCACGACCAAGAGCGACACCAUUCGGCGGCCGCUCUACUUAGCCACAACCGGUCACCGGCAGCCACCCCGGCCGAAGAAGCACACAAGAGCCAAAAGACGCCGGAUACCCUGUCGUGACCAGCGCCGUCCCUUACAUCGUUUGCAACCGAAUCCACCAUCUGGUAAAUCCACCUUCAGUACACCAAGAUUGCCGGUUUCCCCCCGUUUUCAACAUUUUAUGAGUUUUUUUCCCCCCUUCCAUUCGGGGUCUCGCGGCAGACUAAUCUAGUGUAGGCCUGGUUGAGUCACGGCAGCCUCGCUUAGGCACAAGUGCGCCAAGUAAUGUUAUCUCAGCAAUGAAGCGUUUCGAGAAAAAAAAAACAACUUUGAUAAAAACAGACAGAUAAUUCAAUUUAAAAGCGAUUGAUGGGUAUACACAAAGCGGAAGUCUCUCUUCUAAAGAAAAAAUCGUGAUCUCGUUUGACUCUCUUUUUAUUAUUUUGUAAUUAAAAUUUAUCGUAAGUUAGGUUCUGCUUAUCUGGUUAUUCGAAAGUGGCCGUAAUUAUGGCGGAGAAAAGGGAAAUAAAAAAAAACGACAAAAGCGUUAAUAACAGAACUUAGCUACUUUUAGCGAUAACGGCAAAUUGUGGUUGAAAUAAUAAAUCACACUUUACUAAAGUGCCCAGUGAUAUAACUUUAAUUAAAUGCUUUCGGACACUCGAAAAGUCUCCUACUGCAGAUGCUGCGACUCGCAGUUUUUUUUUUCUCUCUCUCUCUCUCUCUCUCUCUUUCCUUUCGGUGCGUGGGAGAAGUGGGACAAAAAUUGAUUUCUUUUUUAAUACGAGUAGAAUUUUAGACGUUUUAGUAGCAAGCAAAAGUAAUAAUGAUGAAACAAGUAGCUAUGAUAAGGCCGUAAGUGUAAGCUUCUCCAGUUCCUAAAACUCUGCUCCUAGUAAGCUGCUGUGUAAUUUAUUCGUGAAAGAAGAAACUUCCCAAAAAAAAUAGAAAACAACCCUUAAGCAAAAGCAACUGAUCAACGAAGAAUGAUAUUGAUUUUAUUUAGAAACUAGUACCUUUUUUGUUUAAUCAUCGUAAUUUAAUCGCGCUGUCACCAACACCAAAAUCUUCCACGAAAAAGAAAAAAACAUGACUAGUGUAAGUGAAAGAGGUCAAACAAAGAGCAACAGCCGAAAUCCUAGCGACCGAAGCAAGCUAAUAAUAGAAGAAAUUUUUGCAACAGUGUUGCCCGAAACAUUUGCGGGCAAACUUUCAUUUUUGUGUACCUUUACUACUUGUAAACGACAAGCUACUCGUUUAAUUUGCGAACACUGAAUGGAAAAAACGCAAACGUAGCAAGACGAUGCAGCAAAAUCAAUAAGAAAUGUGCAAUAUUUUCGUCCUCUUUUGUGCUCUAGAUAAUUGAAAGUCUUUUAGGGUAAUAAUCAUACGCAUAGUUAAAAUACUUUCACAAUUCUAGUGAUUAAGGAGAACAAAACAAAAUAGUAGAUUUAAUCAGGCUAAGCAAAAAACGUAAACGAUAUGGAAUAUGUCUAUACAGCAUUUUACUCUCUAGGAAAAAUGAUCAACACAAAAAACAACACACACGAACAAACAAAUAUCUGUACAUAGACUAUACAUACUGAGCUAUAAAACCGUAGAUAAUUACAACAAUUGAUAUUAAUGGUUAAAAAUAAAACUUCAUUCAAAAUGAAGGUAUCGCAUCACACAUCACAAAUUACAGUAAUGUAAAAUAGCGACAAGCAAGUUUACCUAUACGAAAAAAAAAACAAGCAAACUUAAAUAUCAAAAAUAUCAAUAACUACGAAAAGUAAAACAAAUAUCAGUAAGAAAACCCUCCCAAAAACCAGUUCCAUAGGCGCUCACAAAAUCGGCUAUUUUCCUUCGAUUAGUUUGUUUACAUGUACCACACAAACACACAUCGCACGUCAUUGACCGACAAAAACGGCGCGCCGCACAAAUGUCAAAACUUUUGCGAUUUUUUCUAUCAGUUUUUAUGAUAACAACAAAAAUCACUUAUAUUUAUUUUUAAAGGUUUACUCUCAUGCUCGCGAGCUGCCGAGCGGAAAAAAACCCUCCCGAAAAAAAGUAUGUGAAAAUAAAUUAUUUUA